AUGGUUGCGGAAGACUUUAUGCUAACUUUUAUCCGAAACGCAGGUUCCAUCAAAAACAAUGUCGUCGUCAAUGGCAAAGUGCCUUGGACGGAAGCCUUUGCCCGGGAUUUCUGGGGCACGCCGAUGUUGGACGUACAGUCACACAAGAGCUUCCGACCGCUAACGACUCUUUCGUUCAAACUCAACUGGAUUGCGGCAGAAUUCGGCACCGCCACCAAUAAUGUCACCGAAACCACAUCCGCUAUCGCCAAUUUGCAGCCUUCUACAUUCGGCUUUCACGUCGUCAACGUUCUUUUGCACGGUCUCGUGACGGCUCUCGUCACCGAGGCAUCCAAAUUUCUGUGGGACAACUGUAAAUCUGAGGGAUGUAUUGUUGGUCAACUCCUGACGGGAUUUCUGUUCGCCCUGCAUCCUGUGCAUGCCGAAGCCGUCAGCAACCUGACUAGUCGAGGUGAAUUGCUCAUGUCGGUCUUCUUCUUGCUGGCGUUUCUGUCGUUCGCCAAUUACAUUCAUGCUGGUUAUACGUGGAAACGCAUGUUCUUCGUGUACAUUGUUCCAUGGACUUGCAUGACGGCCUCGCUCUUUUCGAAAGAGCAAGGGGCGACAACGUUGAUUGCUUUGGUCAUCUAUGAGUUUGUCCAGUUCCACGGAUCCCUACACGAGUUUUGGAUUUCUCUUGUAAAGCGACGCGAGGCGACAGCCGUGGAGUUCUGUCAAAGAACAGCAGUCUUAGCGAUGCAGACAAUUGCAGUCUGUACAUGGCGGUAUUGGCUCAAUGGAGAAACGAGUCCAGAUUUUAUUCCCGAUCAGAACCCAGCAGCAUUUGCCAAAGAUCGUUUCACUCGAGUCUUUUCGGUCAGCUGGGUAUACUGCCUCUAUGUAAAAGAUGCACUGUAUCCGCGUCAUUUGUCUCCGGACUGGUCCGGUAUCAGUAUUGACCUCAUUGAGAGAUGGGAUGACCCGAGGGUUGCUGUUGUGCUUUUGCUUUGGACGUUUGCCGCCGCUCUCUUGGCCUCUUUGAUGUGGGAAAUGCCAAUCGGGACGCGAAAAGAGUAUCAAGGAUUCCGCAAAUCACUGCUUAUUGGUUUCUGGGGUUUUUUAUUCACACCUUUCUUCUUGUCAUCGAAUUUGUUGGUCGUUAUUGGGCUGAUGAAGGCUGAUCGCGUAAUUUAUUUGCCGCUAAUGGGGUUUUGUCUCCUGGAGGCACAACUAUUUACCAUGCUUUGUACUGCUGCUGACGAAGCUACAUCACAAACGACAAGACGAUCUCGGAUUGGGUACAUUCUUGUCAUGCUCCAGCUAUUCCUCUUUGCCUGCAAACUUCACGAACGCAAUCUUGCUUGGGAAAGCUCGCUGAGGCUCUGGAUGCUGGCCUACGAAACCAAUUCCAAAAGUCACCAUACCAUUUACAACUGUGGAUACGAGCUAUCGUUGCAAAAGCGAUACUCUGAGGCGGAAACUGUCUUGCGUCCAAUCGCCGAUCCACACGUCGACGGCCCGAGCAACACGUUCGUCUACGCAAUGACACUGUACAAUAUGGGGCGCUGUGAUAUUGCUGAACGGUACAUCGAUAAAGCCAUGGAAGUUUUGCGAGAAAAGCGAUCGGAAGGUGGAGUCCGCAAUCGUCCCAAGGCAUUGUCGAGAGUGGAGAGUAAUCUCCUAGUGGCCCGAUCGUUUUGCCAUAGUAAAGAUAGUAUACCAAUGGCGGGACAAAUCAUGUACGAAGCCGUAAAGACAGAUCCUACCAAUGAGUACGCGAUUCAACAAGCACAAGUCAUGAUGAAGCAAGUCGAAGCAUACCGAAAGUUAGAAGAGCACAAACAACGAAUAGGAUUGAAAUAUUAG
Phaeodactylum tricornutum CCAP 1055/1 is the source of this 1845-nucleotide messenger RNA. RefSeq lists its product with no specific name. NCBI's taxonomy places the organism in Eukaryota, Bacillariophyta, Bacillariophyceae, Surirellales, Neidiaceae. Gene Ontology annotation, cellular component: endoplasmic reticulum. The record is from RefSeq and is a predicted model, not a curated record. Gene Ontology annotation, biological process: endoplasmic reticulum unfolded protein response; protein O-linked glycosylation via mannose. Gene Ontology annotation, molecular function: mannosyltransferase activity; protein binding. Bases 1 to 1845 code for a protein of 614 amino acids. The transcript has a single exon.